This is a messenger RNA of Fusarium tjaetaba, 1158 nucleotides long. RefSeq lists its product as uncharacterized. The transcript is spliced from 2 exons. Lineage: Eukaryota; Fungi; Ascomycota; Sordariomycetes; Hypocreales; Nectriaceae. The record is from RefSeq and is a predicted model, not a curated record. Bases 1 to 1158 code for a protein of 385 amino acids.
AUGGUGUCCGGAACACCCCCUAACCCCUCGUCGUAUGACGCAUGCUGCAUCGAUUCACGCCGUCGGUUCAUUUCCCUCUACCUCAAGUACGUCGGUAGCGAUGCGGUUGCCAAAUGGGACAACUGCCUCCGAAUGGCCUUCGAACAAGUCAUGAAGAGCCUCGAAGAGAGAUGCCAUAAACGGGCCAGCCACGACUGGCUAGAGUACGAAGCAGAUCGCGUCGCCUGGCAAAAGCUCUUCAGCGAAAUUGACAUCGAAGCUGUCGAAUGGCCCUUCACCAUCCCAACUGAAUUUGAUUCACCCGACAAGAUCGCAGAGGGUAUCUCGCCAACUUAUCAGAAUUGGCGUCUGGCCCGCGGAUUACGUGUAUGCGACGUCGGUCGUCGAGAUGAGCCGGAAGUGCCGUCUCUGGACCAGCGGAACCACGUCUGGAAGAAGGAUCCAAACUAUCCCCGUGAAAUGGUGGCUCCCAUCACUGGUCCUUUCCAGAUCGCACUCCCACUCUGGAUCGAUCUCUACAACCUUAUUUUUGGGGAAGGUGACCAACUCCUCCACGACAUCAACAACGAAAUCAUCCCCCCUCACCUGGCGAUCUCGUGGAAUGGCGACGACGAAGGCUGUAUCACUUUGGUUGUUGGAUUCAGCCCUACCACCUGCGUCAACCCCGGAAGCGAGGGAAUCGGUGAUUCGGUCCGAUGGCUUUGGCAAUCCGUCGUUGACUGGGUAAUUGAAGCCUACUUUGGCGGGACAAUGUCGCUAGCGACCUUCCUGCGCGUGCGUAAGGCUAUGCCUGUCCCUUACAGCAGUUCCUAUCACAGCAGCCAGGGGUUGACCACAUUGACUAGCAGUGCAUAUGCCGAAGUCCAAGACGAGCCAAUGUAUUUCAUCAGGAAGGCGCAUGAGAAGCGAACUUUCAUCGCAGAGUGCCGUGAUGAAGUUUUGGAGAUUCUGGAGAAGCCCCUGGCCGAGGCCAAGGCCGGACUCAGCCGCUGGGUUUUCUGUGAGGGCUACGACGAGGAGAGACUUGCAGCUGCACGAGAGAUCUGGGCUUCUAGUACCACAGAUGAGAGAACCAUCCAGGAAGCGAUUCUUUGGGCGAUGGGCCCGCAUGAGGUGACGACCAUCUCCGCCGAGGAUGACUCUUCUACCGAUGAGUAG